Molecule: messenger RNA, 621 nt
Organism: Necator americanus (New World hookworm)
Lineage: Eukaryota; Metazoa; Nematoda; Chromadorea; Rhabditida; Ancylostomatidae
Exons: 8
Coding region: 1-621 (206 amino acids)
Source: RefSeq, a predicted model, not a curated record
AUGGAAAUCCAGGCCGGCGGCUCUUCUCCUCGAUUAAGGCAACCGAAGGUGGCAGUACCGUAUACUCGAUCCAUGAUGGCGAAUGGUACCGAUCCUCACGCAAAAUUAUUGAUCAAGCGCAUCCCCGAAAUAUGGUCGUAUAAGAGAGAUGAGCGGAACAACCCCGGAUCCCGCAGCCUACAACAGUGUCUCAAGCUUCUUCCGCUGAUUCCCUCGCCACUUCAGAUUCGUGUCAUUUCGUCGUUAAGUAACAUCUGUGUCCACUCUUCAAUAAUCUCAACGACCUACGCAUGUCAUUUACAAAGUUAUACCUUUGAUAGAUUUUGCCACUUCAUCAUCUAUACCAUCUGCCCUGUUCAUGUCGUCGAUGUUGUCAGACGAACUUUCGGUGGACAAAUUGAAAAUAAAGGGUGCACGAAUUUCUCCUCUAGAGGCUAUGAAAUGGGAGGUUGCCGACUUUCAAAAUUUUGCGGCUUGUAUGAAGUUAUGUUGCAUGACUCAUAUAUUCUGCGCUGCAAAAUGGAAAAUGAACGUUCUCGCUUUGGAUUCGCCGGAUGUUCACCCAUUCUUCCAAUGUUUUCGCAGAAGCCGCUGGUAGUCUACAUUCCUAAUCAUCAAUAA